Messenger RNA from Trichomonas vaginalis G3, 2391 nucleotides. Its product is annotated as spectrin binding. The record is from RefSeq and is a predicted model, not a curated record. Lineage: Eukaryota; Parabasalia; Trichomonadida; Trichomonadidae. Gene Ontology annotation, molecular function: protein binding. Bases 1 to 2391 code for a protein of 796 amino acids. The transcript has a single exon.
AUGUAUUAUGUGGAUAGUUUCAAAUAUCCAGAUAUUUCCUCUUGCGGUGUUGAACCUGCAUUACAAGAUAUAUAUGAUGAUUCAGAAAAAAUUUGGGAACGCAUUUUUGAAGGAAACUUUAUCGAUAAUAUUGAUGAAUUAAGAACUAAUGGCAGUAUUAAUAAGAUUGUAUCCGCAUAUAUCAAAAAUAUUCAGCCAUGCAGUUACAUUUUUUCAAAAACAAAAGAGAAAUAUUUGAAAGAUAAAUUCCAAUCAACGGAAGAAUACAAAAAUAUCUAUCUCAAAGCAUUAGAUAUGAUUGAUAACGAUAUGUUUGAAGAAUUUAAGGGCUUAUUUAAUGAAAAUAAUAAAGUUUUGGAAUAUGGUAAUGAUAACUAUUAUCCAUUAAUUGAUUGUGCUGCAAUCAAAGGAAAUGAAGAAAUUUUUAGAUUUCUGAAACUCAAUGGUUUCCAAAUUACAGAACAAACAUGCAAACUUGCUAUUAUAACAGGAAACAUCGAAAUUGUAGAGAUAUUAUAUGAACUCGGCUAUGAAUUUGUUGAUCAUUUUCAAACUGCUAUUCAAUAUCAUCAAAAUGAAAUGGCAGAUUGGAUUUUAAUGAACUAUCCAUUAAUUUCCAUCAAUCCUUUUGUAUGUGCUGAAAGCUUAAAUAUUAAAGCUUUAUCUUUCUGUUUCAAAAAUGAAAUCUCAGGUUCUAUAGAUGUAAUAACUCAGCUGAAAUAUUACCAGGCAUUUCCCGAUAUCAAGUUCUAUUGUUUAAAUACGGAUCCACGUCAUUUUUUGGAUAAACUUGACCUUGAUAACGAAUUAAUUGUUGAUUUAUUAAUUGAAAACAAGUAUCAAAUAGGGGAUUAUCUAGCUUGUUAUAUUUUUAAAACUAAUUCAAUUAAAAUAUUUGAAAGAUUCUAUUGCAAUCAAUUGUUAAUAGAAAUUAAACCAGGUGAGUUAGUUAAUUACUCAAUUCAAUAUAAAUCGUUCAAAAUUUUGGAAUUUUUGUUAUUACAUGGAGAAAAACUUGACAUCUCUCGAAACAAAUCAUAUUUGGAUUCCAUACCAAUCAAUCUUCUUAGAUUGGCAUUUUCAAAAUAUUCGCAAACAGAAUUAAAUCAAGCAAUGUUUUAUUGCAACACAGUUCAACAAAUUGAAAUUCUGAUUGAGUUAGGUUCAAAUAUAAAUGCCGUUGGUAUGGCUCAUUACGAAUAUCUUAAUUACAUAACAUCAUAUUCUGAACCAUAUGAAGAAUCUAUUUUAAUGAGUGCUGUUAAAAGGAGAAAAUUAGAUUUAAUUAAAUAUAUAAUCGAACACGGAGCAAAGAUUAAUCUUGAAAUUCAAAAUCCAAAACCAUUAAUUAUUUAUGUCAUUGAAACUUGCGAUUUGGAAAUUAUUCAAUAUUUGAUUGAUCAUGGCAUCAAUGUUAAUGGAGAAGACAAAAAUGGCAAAAAAUCAAUUGAUUAUGUAUUGGCUACUAGAUCAGUAGAUAUCAUGCAGUUAAUGUUAAAGCAUGGAAUGGAGAUCAUCAAAUCUGAUUAUGAUGCAAUAAUGGAGACAUGUUUCAGUUCACAAAUAUUGAGAUCAGUUAUUGAAAAACAUGUUGGAUUCGCUGAUUUCUAUGGCAAUUAUUUAAUUAAGUCAUUUAGAACUCGCCAUGAUAAUUACAAUGAUCAUCUGCUUUUAUGUUGUGUUAAUGAUCUAAGUCAGAUCAAAAAUUUCUUAAAGUACAUAAUUAGCAUUAUAAUAAGGAGUAAUGAUUCUAAUUUAUUGGAUUUAUUAAUUGAGAAAGGUCUUUUCAAGUACAAUAGUCCCGAAAAAAUAUUUGUUCAAUUAGCUCAGCAUAGAAAAAAUGAAGAAUUUUUCAGGCAUUACUUCCAACUGAUUAAUGAAAGAAAUAUGAUUUUACAUUUCAGAAAAACGUCUCCCUUAAUAAUUGCAUGCAAAUAUAGAGCAAUUUCAAUAAUACCAUUUCUUAUUGAUAAUAAACUAUAUAGGGAAAAGGAUUUAUCAGAAGCUAUUUAUUAUUUGACCAGAUUUAAAUGGAAGAAUGAUAAUCCAGAUAUUUUACAAGUCCUAAAUCAGAUUGUUUCAAAAGUGCAGCCCAUUGUAAUCCAUCAAAUGGCACAACAAAUUCUAGAAAAUGAAGUCGAAGCAAUAUCAAUUCCUGCGGCUGAAUAUCUUUUCAAUAUUGGCUCUCCGAUUGUUUUUGAAAGUAAUGACAUUAUUGGGAAGUGGUUACUCAAAUCUAUUAAGGAGAAAUCAAAAGAAAUUUUAAAUUAUUUAUUAGAUGCCACUCCAGAAAUUCCGCUUUCUAUUAUAUUGUCCAGCAUCAAAGAAAAUAUUUCGUCAUUUAUUGAAAUAUUGUUCAAUGAUGAAAAAAAUUCCGAUGCUUUAUUUUGA